Saccostrea cuccullata (small rock oyster) is the source of this 3071-nucleotide messenger RNA. RefSeq names its product neuroglian-like. Gene Ontology annotation, molecular function: protein binding. The transcript is spliced from 18 exons. The record is from RefSeq and is a predicted model, not a curated record. Lineage: Eukaryota; Metazoa; Mollusca; Bivalvia; Ostreida; Ostreidae. Bases 79 to 2886 code for a protein of 935 amino acids. Gene Ontology annotation, cellular component: axon; plasma membrane. Gene Ontology annotation, biological process: axon guidance; cell-cell adhesion.
GAUGGAAAUUGCAAUUUGAAUUAUUUGUUGUUUACAACAGUCAAUAGUUAGGACGAACAUUUAUCGGGUAAAAGCUUCAUGGAUAUUUGGUUGAUUUUGUUCAGCUUUUUAACUACAUCAUGUGUGGGACAACUGAAUGUCACUCUCCCUAGACCCCCGUCUAUUUACAUACAGCCAGAUUCUGAAGUUUAUUUUAAUGAAUUUGAACCUUUGCGACUUCCCUGCCAUGCAGAUGGACUACCAAAACCAACAUACAGAUGGACAUUGAAUGGCUUGCACUUGAAUGCUGGCAAUAACCGGAACGUUGGAUUCACAGACAAUGGAAGCGGAAGCAUCAAUAUAUAUGAUCCAAUUAAUUAUGAAGGAAUUUACCAAUGUUUUGCUGAAAACGAUUUAGGAACAUCUGUGUCAAUUAAUGUUAACGUAAGGAUGGCAAAGUUGGAAGACUUUGAAAUAAAGGCCCCUGUUACUCACCGCCCCCGGCUGGGAGGGUCAGUCAUUCUAAACUGCACCCCUCCUUCUAGUUUACCCCCAGCUGAGGUUCAAUGGGUGCUUAAAACGCCAAUGGGAAUUGAGCCUAUCGAAUACGACAACCGAAUCUCAAUGGAUCAUGAAGGUCGACUAUACAUUACCAAUGUUCGAGCAAAAGAUUAUAGAGAAGGAGAGGCCUACGUCUGUAUGCACCUUAAUUUCUUUCUGAGGAAAAGAACAUUUGACCACGACAACUUAAUCAUCCCAAGUGGAACUUCCCCGGUUAAGAGACCUGCUGACUUUCUCUGGGCAUCACCUUCUGAGCAAACUGGUCUAAAGGGGGAAACAAUCAAACUCAAGUGUAUUUUCAGUGGAAAUCCCACACCAGACGUGUUCUGGUGGAAAGAUCAGAAAAGCCUUCCGGACCAUCACGAAGUAUCACUUGGGGGACAGGAACUCACGAUCGCUAACCUAAAGGAGGACGAUGCCGGAACGUACGAGUGUUACGGUACAAACACCCAGGGACCCCGCGCCGUCAGAAAUUUUGUCAUCAGAGUGGAAUCCAAGCCAUAUUGGGAAGUUGAACCAAAAGAUGUGGAGACUAGUCCUGGGGCAUCUGCUACCUUCAUCUGCAAGGUUAAUGGUAUCCCAGACCCAAAAGUGACAUGGUUCAUUAAUGGAAUCAGGCUGGAGGAAUCUACGGUUCCAAUCAUUCAAAGUGACAGAUUCCUGAAACCUGAUGCCAACAAUUUGACCUUUGUGAACCUGAACAAAAAUGAUCACAUGGUCAUACAGUGUAAUGCUUCCAACAAACACGGUUAUGUGUUUUCUGAUGUCUAUCUUAACGUGUUUGAGGAAGAAACUGUUAUCAUAGUACCACCUGCUGGUGAGCUUAAAGUCGCAGAAGGUCACAAUGCUGAGCUAACAUGCUUAACAAGAGGUCAACCGAAACCCAUUACUACUUGGUUUAAAGAUGGGAAGCCGAUACCUGGUUUAAGAUACCAAAUCCAAACCAACGGAAACCUUUUAAUAGAGAGUGCAGCUUUUUCUGAUGCUGGUAAUUACACCUGCCAUGCCUACAAUAAAUUUAACUUUGACGAAGCCUCGGGGGUCUUGAUCGUAAGAGCCAAGACCAGGAUUGUACAGAGUCCUCAUGGAUUAACAGUGACUGCAGGGCGCGAAGCAACAUUCAAUUGUUCGGGUACUACAGAUUCCGCUGAGAUGAAAAAUCUGCAAAUUUCGUGGCUGAAGGAUAACAAACCAGUUCUUAUAGAUCUAUAUGCCUAUCGAGUGACGCAACAGAAUGGGUCACUGAUCAUAUAUGAUACCUUUGUCCUAGACUCUGGAACAUACACUUGCGUCAUAUCCAAUGGAUUAGACAGUGAUUCUGCUGGGGCUAUCUUGACAGUGAAAGAUAAACCCGAGCAACCGAGAGAUGUGGUUAUGGAUGCAUGUAUGAACACGUUGGCAGAAAUCCGUUGGACUGCAGGGGCAUCUAACAAUGCACCGAUUUUGUAUUAUACUAUUCAGUACAACACAUCCUUUAGUCCUGAUGUAUGGGUGACUGGGACCAGAAAUAUUUCGGCCACCCAGAACACUGGACGUGUCUAUCUUUCUCCUUGGACAAAUUACACAUUCCGUGUUUCAGCUACAAAUGAGAUUGGUACCACGCCUAGCUUACAGACAUUGCAAAAAUGUUCGACUGACGAGGCCAGACCAACUAAAAAUCCAGAGAAUAUCCGCACCAUUGGAAACAAGAAAAACUUUCUGAUAAUUGAAUGGAUGUCUAUGCCCCCCAUUGAGCACAAUGGUUGGGGAUUUCGUUAUGUCUUGACCAUUCGGAGAGACGGGCCUGACUUUUAUGACAUUAAUACAUUCAGCAUCUCAGAUUGGAGAAUAUCACACUGGGAGCAACAGACUAAUGACAUCUUUACGCCAUACAUCAUAACAAUUAGAGCAACCAAUGUAGUUGGCGACUCAACUGCACGAGUACAACAGGUCAAAGGUUACUCGGCCGAGGGAAUCCCUACUAUCGCUGUGACAGACUUUACCAUUGACCAGACCGUCACGGAGUCCUCUGUCACCUUCUAUUGGGACUGGGACGAGAACCUUAACACCCCACAGCCAGGCACCCCCGUACAGGGCAUCUUCAGGGGAUUCAAGAUUCAGUACUGGGUCAGAGGUCAGAAGGAACAAACAUUCCAAGAGGCCGAGAUUCCCGUCAGUGAACUCACUCUUAGAUACGCAAGACGCAAGAAGCGGGCCACCCAGUCUUAUAAAUUCACCCUAGUGGGCCUGCAGGGAAAUCAGGAUUACGAGGCUCAGAUGAGGGUCAUGAACACAUAUUACGCAGGGCCACCUAGUGUCACUGUUUCAUUUGCUACUCUCUCGGACGUUUCUCCUAGUCAGGAAUGAAGUCUGGAUCAGUCAGAAAACAUUCAGUACAUGCUACAAUCAGGAAAUAUCUUUAGAACGCGAAAGAAAUCAAACUCAUAUAUAAUGAAUAUAUAAUCGUUUGAAAGUCAAUCUCUUAUAAGAAUUUUAAUGCAAGAAUAAACAAAUAUGAGCUUUGUUUCAUUAUCUGUACAUGAAAAUGCACC